Molecule: messenger RNA, 4783 nt
Organism: Xenia sp. Carnegie-2017
Lineage: Eukaryota; Metazoa; Cnidaria; Anthozoa; Malacalcyonacea; Xeniidae
Exons: 5
Coding region: 1-3915 (1304 amino acids)
Molecular function (GO): protein binding
Source: RefSeq, a predicted model, not a curated record
AUGGCCGAUGGCUCGAUGCAACUUGAUGUUGAGACUAAAAUUGGAUUGUUUUCUUCAAACUUCCCUUCGUCUAGAUGGUCACAGUUAGGAAAGUUUCAACCACGUUUGGUAUCGAAGCAGUGCCUGGCUUUAAGAGCAAACUGUCAAGCCUUACGCACACUUAUUCGGAGUUUCGCCCAACCGGUGCAAAAAGACCACGUAUGUAUAGAUUACCGAAAAUCCACAGAGGGAGCUCUACUCCGACCAAUUCUUGCCAUGAUUAACUCAGCUCAUCAUAAGUUAACUAAACAACUGUCAGUUGUAUUUUCACCUGCUUUAGAGAAGUUCUCAAUGCACACUUUUAAAGACUCAUUUACUUUUACUAAUCAACUCAAACAAAUAGAUCUUUCUACUCAUCCUAAUCUGACAAUGUGCUCUUUUGAUGUAACCAAUCUUUAUACAAAUGUUCCCUUAGAAGAAACCAUCGAAAUCUGUGUUGAUAAUCUUUUUCACUCGGACAUAGCUCUACCAAACUUGUCCGAAGAGGCUUUUAGAGAAUUAAUGUUAGCGGCCACUAGAUACUUUGAGUUUAGUUUUAAUGAUAUCAAGUACAAACAAAUUGAUGGGGUGGCUAUGGAUUCUCCUCUUGGACCAGUACUUGCUAAUAUUUGCGUAGGCUAUUAUGAGUCUAACAUUGACAUGGAAUCUGUCUUGAGCUCUAAAAAGAAAACUAAUGGUUUUAAGUUGAUGAGAUUGAUUGUUGAUGUUGGUGGAGAAGCUUUAAGAGUAACAUUGAGGAAACAACUGUCAGGUACUGAUUUAUUUUACGUUUUAAAUAAUCCUAAAAUUUAUAAUCAGCUUUUGAUUCUAAAAAAUAAUCACACUUUAAAGCAACAUCAAUGGGAUCUACUGUAUCCUCCUCCUCCAAUAUUACCAAAUGAAAAUAAGUUCGACGUUACUUUACUUUAUAUUCUCCUGCGUAAUAUUUGUGGUUUAAAACCACCACGUGAUCCAUUAUGGACGUCAGUAAAUAACCCCACUGAUUAUUCAACUGAAGCAGAUAUUACCCGUAUCAGGUUAUUUCGUAAUGACCGUUUUGCUCACUUACCUAACACUUCAGUAAGCUUUGAUGAAUUUGAAAAUUUUUUAUUAGAAAUAAGCGAACCAAUAGUUCGUUUAGGAAUAAGUCAGGAAGAAAUAGAUAGAUUGAGAAAUGACUUGUGUAGUAAUAAAGAAUGUGAAAGAAUAUUGAGAGAAUGGGAUAGAUUAAAGAGCGAUUUAACUGAUAUUAAAACUGAUCAGAGAGGUAUUAUGAGAACAGUGGAGGGUGUAAAGAAAGAUUUACAACAGGUAAAAGACUUUGUCACAGUAAUUAAAGACGAAGUACAUGAAAUACGACAUCACCCUCACUUAGGUCCAGAAGAAGAUAUUUUGACAAAAAACCUUGUUAGCUUUGACUUUGAAAGUGAAAUUAGGUAUCAUUAUGAAAAAUAUUUGCAUGGAACACGGGAAUGGGUUUUUAAAGAGUUUUUAGAUUGGUUCGAAGAUGAUACUUCUCAAAAUCGUGCAUUUAUUAUUUCUGCUGUUGCUGGCAUGGGUAAAUCUGUAAUUGCAGCUACUUUAUGUAAACGUUAUCCAAGUUAUUUGACUGCAGUUCAUUUCUUUCAACACAACAACAGUCGUUACAAUAAAGCCAACGUAUUUCUUCAAUCUUUAGCUAUGCAAAUUAGUUGUAAUUUUCCUGCUUACAAACAACUUCUUGUGAAAAAACUCUCAGGUCAACUCUCUGAGCCUUUGAAUAACAUGAAUGUUGAAGGAUUAUUUUCUCUUCUUUUUACUGAGUUGUGUAAUAAUAUCUCAGAAUUUCCCAAGCGAAUGUUAGUUGUGCUUGAUGCUCUUGAUGAAUGUGGUUAUCGAGAAAGAGAUGACCUUGCUUAUUUGCUUGCUAAUCACUUACACAAACUUCCGCCUUAUUUUCGUUUUGUAAUUACAACCAGACCUAACGAAGUUGCUUUGAAUAAGCUCGAAAAAUUCAAUCCACUGUUCAUUAACUGUAGCGAUGAUCGCAAUUUAGAGGAUAUUAAAUUAUUGAUUGAAGAAAGAAUUGGCUCUACUGACUGCCUUCCUGGUUUUAAAAACAGUUUGGCAGAAAAAGCUGACGGACUUAUGUUGCUUGCAUCACUUCUUAGCAGCGAAGUCAAAAAUCAGGAUUUGUUGAAUGCGUCCAUACCAAAAGAUCUCAAUGAUUAUUACGAAAUUUGCUUAACAAGAUUGAGUAAGGAUUUAGAUUCGUUUGGUAUCAGUAACGAAAAGUUUCAGUCAAUUUUAAAUGCUCUGGCUGUUGCUAAAGAACCUCUUCCUUGGAAAAUGAUCGAUGACGUUCUUUCUAUGAAUUCGAAUCGCAUAUCACUUAAGGUUAGGAAAAUUAUCUCUUGUCUGUUUGUUAGCAAUGAAAAAGGAUGUGUUUCGUUUUUUCACAAAUCCUUAAAUGAUUGGUUGUUGGAUGAUCGAGAACAUGAUUACUCAGUAAAACCUUCUUGUGGUCUUCGACUUGUUUUAGAAUUUUGUUUAAAAUCUUUGGAUAACCUCAAAGAUGAAGGUGUAAACUAUGACAUCAUCAAAAAUGCGUCAGUGAGUUAUUCAGUCAAGUAUUGGUUGCUUCAUUUACUUGAUAUUUCUGAUAAUGAUUAUAUCGUUGAAUAUGUUGGUAAAUAUCUUGUUGACUUAGAAGUUUUAGUUGCUUGUAUGCUGGUUGACUCUCGUCGUACUUUUGAAAAUUUUAAAUUAUUCAACGCACAUGAUGUGUACUUUCUUAUUUCUGAGGACAUUCGAUUGUUAUUUAAUGAAGUUUAUUCUGUAAUGACGUACUCUAUGCGCUGUCACAAUAAAGUAAUUUUUUUGCAAUACGUUGCCAACGAAGUCAAAGAUCUUUCGUCUCAAGCCACCACAAUGUUUCAAACACGUUUCAAAGAUUUACCAUAUGUAGAGUGCAGAGACACGGGUUUUGUAAAGGCUCGAUUAUUACGUUGCGAUCAUUAUUUGAUUUCUGUUGAUGUUUCACGAAAUCAUGAUUACGUCGUCUGUGGUUAUAAAAGAUUUAUCGUGCAACUUUUUUCAUUAAGAAGAAACAGAUGUUUAUGGAUAAAAAAUAUUGCAGGUCAGUUUAAGCAAUAUGAAGAGGAAGAAUUUUGCGUUGUCUUUCAUCCAUUCGAAGAUUUAAUAUUUGCUUCUCAGCUUGAUAAGAUAUUAGAUAUUAAUGGUAAAUUUUCCUCCAGUCCGUUCCAAUGUGAUGAUUCUACUUCUAAGUUCUUUACCAACAAAUGUUUUUCCAAGGAUAAGUACACAAUGGUCACUAGUUACAAAGAUACUUUGACAGUAUGGGACGUCGAGAAAGGUGAGAAGAAACGCAGUAUUAGAUGUAAUAAUGUGACCUCACUGUGUUUUUCUAAUUCUGGAAGAUAUUUGUGUGUUAUUAAGAAAGGAAAAGUGGUUCAAAUAUUUGAUGUAGCAAAUACCUAUGAAACUUUCGUUUACGACGAUCAUUUACCGUCAAGUUUUUUAAGUGAGCUUGAUGUUUUGUUCACUGUUGGUCUUCAUUCUUGGUGUUGUGGCGAUCGUUUUUUUAUGGAUGAUCAUUUCAUUGUAAAUCCCACUGGUGAGAAACUUCCUGACUUAGAUCCUGAUUCCCAAACUUUCUUUUCUCCUCUUGAUCCUUUCGAUGACAACAUACAUAGCUUUUCCUUUAAUGGAGCAGAAAAGUAUUAUUUUAUUUUGUGUAACGACAAUGUUCUUUUGUUUGAAUACAGACUUGACUUUUAUCUUUAUUCAAUACCGCGUGCAUGUUUAACUAACAGUUACAGUUUUCGUAACGAAAAAUUUUGCUCAAAUGGAAAAUUUCUGUAUCGGAGCAAUGAAGAAAAUUCAAGGUUUCGAUGAACUAAAAGGUACAAACAAAAUUUUUGAGGUGAGUGAUGUAUCAUUUGCUUGUCAAAAAACUGAUUCUUUUGUGUUUUUCAAUGUUGAAAACAAGAGAAAAGAAAUAUCAGUGAAUUUUGAAAAUUAUCGAAAUGUGUACGUACUUGCAUGUAGCUCUAAGUAUCACGUGUUUGCUAAAGUUAAAUUUAAGGGUCAGAUAAUUUACUGUAUGUGGCAUGAAGACAAACUUCUUAAUGGUUGGGAUGACGUAAUUAAGGAGACCUUAAUCACCGACAAAGUCAUUGGAAAGUACACGCGUGAUAUUACUCGCUGUCUAACUUACGCUGCUUUUUCACCUUCAGCAGAUAAAUUAUUAAUAAGUUACACGCCUAAGUAUGUGAAAGUAUUUGAUGUUAAUAACCUACAAAGUAUUUAUAGUUAUACUCAGGGUUUUUGUGGGCCAAAGUUUUUCUUUGUUGAUGAUAGGUAUAUAAUUAAUGGUUACCUAUAUUUGAUUGAUUUGAAAUAUUUUAAGAUUGUAAAAUUAUUUCUUCCGCUUGUGAGUAUACUUUCAAGAACUUUAUGCUACUGUCGUAAACGCAAACUUGCUUUAAUUUUUUCAUCCUUAAAGGUCCCGCUACAAUGUGUAAAAAUCAUCUUGCCAAGAGAAUAAAUUUGAUCUUUGAUGAUAAAAUUUCUCACCAUUUUGGAUAAUGACUAUAUUAUCUUUAAGAAAAUCUUGUUCAGUUUUUAUGCAUGAUCCCUAUCAUUGUUGACAUUUCAAUUAAUGUCUGUUUGCAUAUGAUUUCAUGAAACGACCUUUGUCUAAGUUUGAUUUUUCUGUACAGAGACCGCAAUGUACGAUAAUGUCAAUAUUGAGAGAGAUGAU